Vicia villosa (hairy vetch) is the source of this 1175-nucleotide messenger RNA. RefSeq lists its product as uncharacterized. Lineage: Eukaryota; Viridiplantae; Streptophyta; Magnoliopsida; Fabales; Fabaceae. The transcript is spliced from 8 exons. Bases 275 to 934 code for a protein of 219 amino acids. The record is from RefSeq and is a predicted model, not a curated record. Gene Ontology annotation, molecular function: zinc ion binding.
GGGAAAACGAAACCCUAGUUGUAAGCAGAAUAGGGUUCGAGAAGAAGAAAUUCGCACUGUAGCGCGCCAUCUCCUGUCAGUGGGGCUUGGCACUUGUGUUUAUCUAUGGAGUGCUUCAAACAGCAAAGUGACUAAGCUUUGUGACUUGGGGCCUUAUGAUGAUGUUUGUUCUGUCCAGUGGACCAAGGAGGGUUCUUUCACAUCUACUGAUUUUGUUUCCAAGAAAUCGCCGAAAGGGGUGUCUGGAAUCGAGAAAGAUUCGUGCGUGAUUGAUAUGAGGUGCAGUAGUCACAAAGGGUUUUCUGAGAAUUCACAAGGUGAGAGGAUUUGUAGGAUUUGUCAUCUGGCUUUUGGACCUGCGUCAGAUGCAGCAAUUAUUGAAAGUGUGAGCGCUACGAGUGGAGAUUUUAUUCAACUUGGUUGCGUGUGUAAAGACGAGCUCGGCAUUGCUCACGUUUAUUGUGCUGAAGUGUGGUUCAAGCUAAAGGGAAAUAGAUUAUGUGAAAUAUGUGGCGAGACUGCAAAGAAUGUCUCGGGUGUUACUACUAACGGAGUUAUGGAAGAGUGGAAUGAUAGAAGAUUCAUGGACAACAGCGGUAACUCAUCGCGCAGGUUUGGUGGAUGCUGGCGAGCACAGCCGUAUUGUAAUUUCUUGAUGGCGUGCCUGCCUAUCUUAGUCUAUAUGUCCAAGGUGGAUGGGAAAUUCAAUUUUAGAGUUGUUUUUGUGGACGCUGGAGUUACACAAAUUGACAUUGAAACUAAGACGAUGAAAGAUGAGCAGAAAAUGAGAGAAGCACAGACAAGAGCAAUAUCAGAGCAUGGAGAGUUAGCACUAAUUACAGUUGAAGGUCCUCAAUCUUCUACAGAAGAAAGAAUACCAUUGAGGCCACCAAUGCUGCAGAGCUUUGUUAUAGCAAUACUUGCACGAAAGUAGUGUUCUGACACGUAUGGUGGUUGGAUUGGAUUUGUGUUAUUUCUGCAUGAAGAUAUAUAGUACUUUCACUCUAUGAAGGGAUUAUUAUCAAAGAAAACUACACUCUUACCUGUACAUGUAUCAAUGAGGGAGGAAAUGUUUAUGUAAAAUAAUUUAAUAGAUGCAUUUUUCAAUCAUAAAUUUUUGAAUUCUUAGACUCAUUGAUCGAGAAGUUGUGUUAAUUGAAUGAGUGGAUGGAAUG